GCCGAGCGGGCCGAGCGCGGCCGAGCAAAGCCGGAGCCGGAGCGGGGCCGCAAGAGCCGGAGCGGGUCCGGACGGGCCGAGAUGCCCUAUAAACUGAAGAAGGAGAAGGAGCCCCCCAAGCUUGCCAAAGGCGCGGCCAAGCCCAGCAGCUCGAGCAAGGAUGGUGGAGGCGAGAGCGCUGAGGAGGCCCAGCCCCAGCCUCAGCCGCAGCCGCCACCGCAGCCGCCACCGCAGCCGCCGUCAUCCAACAAGCGUCCCAGCAACAGCACGCCGCCCCCGACACAGCUCAGCAAAAUCAAGUACUCAGGGGGGCCCCAGAUUGUCAAGAAGGAGCGACGGCAAAGCUCCUCCCGCUUCAACCUCAGCAAGAACCGGGAGCUGCAGAAGCUUCCUGCCCUGAAAGACUCACCAACCCAGGAGCGGGAGGAGCUGUUUAUCCAGAAGCUACGCCAGUGCUGCGUCCUCUUUGACUUUGUGUCAGACCCACUCAGUGACCUCAAAUUCAAGGAGGUGAAGCGGGCGGGGCUCAACGAAAUGGUGGAGUACAUCACCCACAGCCGCGAUGUUGUCACCGAGGCCAUUUACCCUGAGGCCGUCACUAUGUUUUCAGUGAACCUCUUCCGGACGCUGCCACCUUCCUCAAAUCCCACUGGGGCCGAGUUUGACCCCGAGGAAGAUGAGCCCACCCUGGAGGCCGCCUGGCCGCAUCUCCAGCUCGUGUACGAGUUUUUCUUACGUUUCCUUGAGUCUCCCGAUUUCCAGCCAAACAUAGCCAAGAAGUACAUUGACCAGAAGUUUGUCCUUGCUCUCCUGGACCUGUUUGACAGUGAGGACCCUCGAGAGCGGGACUUCCUCAAGACCAUCUUGCAUCGCAUCUAUGGCAAGUUUUUGGGGCUCCGGGCUUAUAUCCGUAGGCAGAUCAACCACAUCUUCUACAGGUUCAUCUAUGAGACGGAGCAUCACAAUGGGAUUGCCGAGCUCCUGGAGAUCCUGGGCAGCAUCAUCAAUGGCUUUGCCUUGCCCCUGAAAGAAGAGCACAAGAUGUUCCUCAUCCGUGUCCUGCUUCCCCUUCACAAGGUCAAGUCUCUGAGUGUCUACCACCCUCAGCUGGCGUACUGUGUAGUACAAUUCCUGGAGAAGGAAAGCAGCCUCACUGAGCCGGUGAUCGUGGGCCUUCUCAAGUUCUGGCCCAAGACCCACAGCCCCAAGGAGGUGAUGUUCCUGAAUGAGCUAGAGGAGAUUCUGGAUGUCAUUGAACCUUCAGAGUUCAGCAAAGUGAUGGAACCACUCUUCCGCCAGCUUGCCAAGUGUGUCUCCAGCCCCCAUUUCCAGGUGGCAGAGCGUGCCCUCUAUUACUGGAACAACGAGUACAUCAUGAGCCUGAUAAGUGACAAUGCUGCCCGAGUCCUUCCCAUCAUGUUCCCUGCACUCUACAGGAACUCCAAGAGCCACUGGAACAAGACAAUCCACGGCCUGAUCUACAAUGCCCUGAAGCUGUUUAUGGAGAUGAAUCAGAAGCUGUUUGAUGACUGUACACAACAAUACAAGGCAGAGAAGCAGAAGGGCCGGUUCCGAAUGAAGGAGAGAGAAGAGAUGUGGCAAAGGAUUGAGGAGCUGGCUCGCCUUAACCCCCAGUAUCCCAUGUUCCGAGCGCCUCCACCACUGCCUCCUGUGUACUCGAUGGAGACGGAGACCCCCACGGCAGAGGACAUCCAGCUUCUGAAGAGAACGGUGGAGACAGAGGCCGUGCAGAUGCUAAAGGACAUCAAGAAGGAGAAAGUGCUGCUUCGGCGGAAGUCAGAGCUGCCUCAGGACGUGUACACCAUCAAGGCACUGGAGGCGCACAAGCGGGCGGAAGAGUUUCUAACUGCCAGCCAGGAGGCGCUCUGACCUCCUCACCCUCCCACCACAGGGCCACAGCCCACUCAGCCCUGGGACACUGCCCCAGCCCUCCACCUUCUGCUCCCCACUGGCUGACUUGGGGCAAGGCAGGGCCUCUCUGCUCUAGGGAGGGGGAUGAGGCACUUGAAGCGGGGACACCCGCAGAGUGGUCCCUCUUCUCCCCCGAAACGUGUUCAUGCCUCCCCGCGGCUAGUACAGACAGGCUGAGCGCGACAAUGCUCAGCGCUCAGACAACUUGGGGAUGCCUGGCCCCCUCCUGCUCCUUAUCCCACAGCUGCCUGCGGCUGCUCUGAGAAAUACACACGGGAAUAACGUGCUCCUCUCCUCUCCCCUGCAGCCCCGGUUGAACUCCGGGUGUCUCCUCCCUGUCUCCCGCUCCCCUGCAGCCCCGGUUGAACUCCAGGUGUCUCCUCCCUGUCUCCCGCUCCCCUGCAGCCCCGGUUGAACUCCGGGUGUCUCCUCCCUGUCUCCCGCCCCUGCAGCAUACAGGGAGCAGCAGGAGAUGACUCUCACCGAAGUUAUGUCAAACCCCACUGGCCCCUGGAAUGAAUUAGCUGGAGGGGAGCCGACCCCCAACAGCACAAAUAGGCCCCCAGCCCCAGCAGUGUGCAGGCUGAUGGGGCUGCAUUAUUGCCUCUUACCCCUGCCUGAUCAAGACAACAUAGGAGAGCAAAAGGAGAAAAGCAUAGGCUUUGGACAGUAGGUAAUGAAUAUAGGGCCCAGAUGGACCAAGAGAAGGGGAUGAACAAACACCCUACCCUGUACCCCCUCUUUGGUGAGCAGCAGUCCUGGGAUCACUGACAUGGAAGGGACCAUCCUGGGGCUGACUGCUUUCCUGUGCUGUUGGUCCCCAAAGCUAGGAAGAAGGAAGCAGGGGGGAGUGCCCUAAGCAUGGCUCCCCCCAACACCUAUUUAUUUCCCUGUUUGUGCUGAUGCUGGGCAGGCUCUCACUUGUCCCUUUCAGGAAACUUGGAGGGGCGAGGGGCUGGGGGGGGGCCGGACCCGGGUUCCAGGGGCACAGGCAGUGCAGCUUUUGGCUGUGUACAUAGGGUGCUUUAUUCCCCACAAAGUGAUACAUGCUAAGGUGGGUUGGGCUUGGACCGUUGUCCCCAUAUGUACAGAACUGAAUAAAGUGGGUCUCUGAGAA
Messenger RNA from Delphinapterus leucas (beluga whale), 3049 nucleotides. It is a transcript of the gene PPP2R5D, whose product is annotated as protein phosphatase 2 regulatory subunit B'delta. The record is from RefSeq and is a predicted model, not a curated record. Gene Ontology annotation, biological process: protein dephosphorylation; signal transduction. Gene Ontology annotation, cellular component: protein phosphatase type 2A complex; nucleus; cytosol. NCBI's taxonomy places the organism in Eukaryota, Metazoa, Chordata, Mammalia, Artiodactyla, Monodontidae. Gene Ontology annotation, molecular function: protein phosphatase activator activity.